Molecule: messenger RNA, 939 nt
Organism: Pelodiscus sinensis (Chinese soft-shelled turtle)
Lineage: Eukaryota; Metazoa; Chordata; Testudines; Trionychidae
Product: olfactory receptor 5G9-like
Biological process (GO): G protein-coupled receptor signaling pathway
Cellular component (GO): membrane
Molecular function (GO): G protein-coupled receptor activity; olfactory receptor activity
Source: RefSeq, a predicted model, not a curated record
AUGGAAAAGGGAAAUCACUCUGUGGUGACUGAGUUCAUUCUCUCAGGACUGACAGAUCGUCCGGAGCUGCAUGUCCCACUGUUUGUGUUGUUCCUACUGAUAUAUGUUGCCACCCUGGUAGGGAAUGGUGGAAUGAUCUGGUUAAUCACGAUUGACCCCCGACUCCACACCCCCAUGUACUUUUUCCUCCAGAGUUUGUCUUUCUGUGAUCUCUGUGGUUCCACUGUAAUAGCGCCUAAGAUGAUGCUGGAUUUCUUAGACGAAAGGAAAAGCAUUUCUUAUACUGCUUGCGCUGUGCAAAUGUAUUUCUAUAUCUGUUUUGGAACUAUUGAGUGUCUCUUGCUGGCUGUGAUGGCGUACGACCGUUAUGUGGCCAUCUGUAACCCGCUGCUCUAUACGGUCACUAUGUCCAAGCAGAGCUGUAACCAGCUGGUGGCUGGGGUGUGUGCUGUGGGGUUGGUGGAUGCAAUGAUCCACACGUGUCUGACAUUCCGGCUGCCAUUCUGCAGCUCCAAUGUCAUCAAUCAUUUCUGCUGUGAUAUUCUUUCACUUCUGACGCUCUCCUGCUCUGACACCCGCAUCAAUCAGAUUGUGAUAUUUGCCUUUGCAUUGUUCAUUAGUCUGACUAGCGCUAUAACAAUUCUCCUCUCCUACGUCUAUAUCAUCUCCACCAUCCUGCAAAUGUCCUCUUCGGAGGGCCGGCACAAAGCCUUCUCCACCUGUGCUAGCCACUUGACUACAGUGGUCAUAUUAUAUGGCACCCUCCUUUUCAUCUAUUUGCGACCUAACUCCAACUAUCACACGGACAUAGACAAAAUAGCCUCUCUGUUCUACACACUGGUGAUCCCCAUGCUGAACCCCCUCAUCUACAGCCUGAGGAACAGGGAGGUGAAGGUCGCCCUGAGGAAAGCCAUGAAUAAGCUCCUGAGCAAUUCAUGA